UACGCUUAAUUCCUCACACACUACACAGACAUACAUCAAAAUUAACAGUAAAAGAUAUCAUGGCUAAGUUUGCUUCCAUCAUCACCCUUCUCUUCGCUGCUCUUGUUGUCUUUGCUGCUUUUGAAGCACCAACAAUGGUGGAAGCUAAGUUGUGCGAGAGUCGUGGGACAUGGUCAGGAGUCUGUGGAAACAAUAACGCCUGCAAGAAUCAGUGCAUUCGACUUGAAGGAGCACAACAUGGAUCUUGCAACAAUGUGUUCCCUGCUCACAAGUGUAUCUGCUAUUUCCCACGUUAAUCUACCAAAAUCCUGGGUGCUUGUAUUAUUUUUUUUUCCGUCUUAAAAUUUUUUUUUUUGAUCAAACGGGCCUAGCCCACGGCCGAAGACCGAGUACACCAAAAUACAACCAAAAAAACCCACAGAACUAACGGGCAACUAAAAAACGGCUGAAGCCCAAA
Messenger RNA from Brassica oleracea var. oleracea, 457 nucleotides. RefSeq names its product defensin-like protein 3. Gene Ontology annotation, biological process: defense response. NCBI's taxonomy places the organism in Eukaryota, Viridiplantae, Streptophyta, Magnoliopsida, Brassicales, Brassicaceae. The record is from RefSeq and is a predicted model, not a curated record.